AUAAUAGUUCGUAGCGUACUCUUUGUUUACAAAUCAGCUGGUAGUUUUGUUUACAACGAAAUAUGUGGAUAAUAUGGACUUUAUACAAUUCUUAAAAAUUCGGAUUUUCUUAUUUUUUUCUAAAUGAUGUCAGUGUGCCAGUGACCAAAAACUGUAUUGGACAUUCAAUAAUUUUAAGGUUAUGUUGAUUUUUUGGCAGUGAAAAUAAAUACUGUUAAGAUGUUGUGUCUCAAAAAGAUGUACAGGGAUGAGCUCCUCCAACUCGCCCUCCUGUUAAGCAUUUUAAGAGUUAACAAUGAUUCCGUCUAUGACAAUAUCUAUGACAAUUUGGAUUUUGAUAAUGGUACAAGCUGGAGAAGUAUCAAUCCAUCAGUGUUAAGAUCACACUAUGUAAAUCCAAAAAGUCUAGACUCUGUUCUGUUAAACUAUCAAAGAGAUUUAUUUGCUGAUCUAAACUCUUUAGGGAGAUUUAACAGGGGUGGCUUCAGACAUCCAGAUGUUACUACGUAUUUGCUUAACAUCGAACGGACUGCUGCAGCUGGAGCUAGCAAUGACACAUUAGCUAUUCCAAUCGUGCCACAAAAUCAGUCAGAUAACAUUGUCACGGAAGAACCUACAGAUUCUUUGGACAUGGGCAUCAAUCUUACUCAGGAGGAUAUGGAUUUGAUUGAAGUAUUGUGGAAGCAAGAUGUGGAUCUUGGUUUCACCGUUGACAAUGUGGUACCGAAACAGGAAAAAGAAGAUAUUAAGCUCGAGCCAGACGACGCCACUACAUCCCUAUCGAAAGAUGACAAUUUAGAAAAAAUUAAAACUCUACAGUCCGUCAAUGAAGAUUCCAUCAAGCAAGAAAAAGAAGACGAUCCUUGGUCCGGAUUCGACUACACCAUUGAUACAGAAACCGGAGAGUAUGUGAUAAAAGAAGAAGCCAGUCCGCUUCCACGAGAGUCUUCAGAGCCAGUCAAUCUUAACCUUGAUGAUCUUACUCUCCCAUUGCCGGAAUUCUUUCUUGAUGAAGCUCUGCGUCUGAUCGACUUGGAAGAUGAAACGUCACAGGAAAAUAGAGUAAGCCUCAAGGAGCUGGAAAGUCUCUCCACUGAGGCCAGUAAUAAAUCUGUGCCGGUUGCAACGUCGACAGUUGCAGCUAACUCUGAUGAGCUCGCAUCUUCCCCAGAGGAAGCCCUUCCUAAAGACCCUGAAGACGAGUUCGGUUUCCUGUCAGACAUGAUCCAAACACCACAAUUUCACCACCCCCAUCACAGGGCUCCGUUCCAGAGCCGCAUGCCCUUCGUAAGAGCAGUGAGCAUGGAACAACGAUGGCAGGAUCUAACAAAUUUGCUAAGUCUUCCGAGUUCGGAUGGAGGCGGUAUUCAUCACCAUUUCAGUCAUCACCACCAUCCCUUGCACAACUACACUCACCAUCCCCAUCCUCAUAGCAUGAGCUACAGCCCCGAGGCCGCCCGAGGUGUGCUGCUCCACAACGCCACGUUGCCCACGCCCAUUGGUGACUUAAAUUCGUCUGUGCCAUAUAGUAAUUUAGGUGGUACGAACUUUGGGAGCGCCGUAGCAAGUUCUAUGAACCUCACGAAUAGCAGCGAACCAAUGGGAGAGUCUUCAAACACACCCCAUUACAAACUGGAACCUUCGCACGACAUGGUUUAUUAUCAGAAUGGUUCCUCUGAGAUUAAUCAAACUGAUGGUUUCCUUUCUUCGAUUCUUAACGACGAGGAUCUACAGCUAAUGGACAUGGCUAUGAAUGAAGGCAUGUACACCAUGCGUAUGCUGGACGGUAACAGCACCUUGAACAACGUUGCUACAAACAACACCACAAUUUCAAUGUCCCGUAACGAUAUGGAACGGAUGGAUACGUCGAGUGAUAGUGCUCUUAGUUCGAUGGGUUCGGAACGAGUACCCUCCAUUUCUGAUGGGGAAUGGGGAGACGCGGGAUCUGAUUCUGGCCACACGUCUACUGAGCCGUAUGUCACCGAUUAUGCAUCCAAAGUCCGCCCAUACGACUACAGCUACACUAGCAGACAGUUGAACAACGGCAUGGGCGGAUCUGACAACACGAGAGUCCCACCAGUGGCCCAAAAGAAACAUCAGAUGUACGGAAAGCGAUAUUUUCAAGAUCAUAGCUCAUCAAAUUCAUCACAACCACCUGUCACGCCUUUGAAAUAUGAAUACCAAGAACCUUCUACUACGUAUAACAUUGCCAAUCAGUCUGAAGGUGCAGUUGGACCCAAACUACCGGAAAUGAAGUACUCGUGCUCGAUGGAAUUCGGUCUUCAAAGUCACCUUGCAAGAAAUCAUGUAAAUCACAUACAACAUAAUCACACUUACCAUUUACCGGCUGAAAGUGCUGGUGCCAUGCAGAGACCAGUCCUAAGAGAUAAAUCUAAGCACCGAAAAUCAGAAGAUGAGUAUUUAACUAGAGACGAAAAACGUGCCAGAGCGUUGAACGUUCCCAUUACUGUUGACGAUAUCAUUAACCUACCAAUGGACGAAUUCAAUGAGCGCUUGUCUAAAUACGAUCUCAGUGAAGCUCAGUUAAGUCUGAUCAGGGACAUAAGGCGAAGAGGAAAGAAUAAAGUGGCUGCGCAGAACUGCAGAAAGAGAAAGCUAGACCAAAUAUUGAGUUUAGCGGACGAAGUCAAAGAAAUGAAGGACAGAAAAAUGCGACUCAUUGCAGAACACGAGUAUACCAGUACUGAAUGCAAACGCUACAGAGACAAAUAUCAACAACUAUACAGACAUGUUUUCCAGAAUUUGCGCGAUUCUGAGGGCAAUCAAUAUUCCCCUUACCAAUUUAGCCUCCAAACAUCCGCCGAUGGAUCUAUCAUCUUGGUUCCAAGAUCGAAUUCCACGGUUUCGAAUUCCGACUCAAAGGAUCCUCUCCAAAAUCGCAAGAAACCAUAAAACACUUGCUCAAAAUUUUAUUUACUAAUUGUUAACAGGGUUGUUUUUAUUUUUAUUUUAUUUUUAUUUUUAUGUUACAGGACAUUUCAACAAUAGUAAAGUUUCGAAAUUUUUCUUUGUAAUUCCAAAAAAUUAAACAUUCCUGCGAUCUGAACAGUACAAAAGUGUUUAACCAACAUGCAAUAUUUAUUCUAUACUUUAUUUCACGUUACGAACGGAACUAAUGGCUUAUGCUGAUCAGCGUUGCCAAAACUAUCAGGCACGUGUUGCUACUGACUGCUGAUAUACGAUUCAUUCUCGAUACGAUAGAAGCGGCAUCGGCGCGCAUCUAUUGUCCAUAAGAAAUACAUAGCCCUAUAUCUACUCAACGUUCCGUUCUUCACGUGAAACGCUCUAUAGUUAUUUUUGUCAAACAACUAUAACUGUUAUUACUGCAAAAUAUCAUAUUCAAUAAUGACAACGUUAAGACCUAUAUACUAUUAACAUCAAACAAAACUGAGAAAAAAUAUUGCUCGUCAUUUACACUUUCAGAAACAUGAUUUGCAACAUACAUUUUUCUUGCGAUUGAGUAAGAAAAGUAUUGAAAUUAUUAUUGUUUUAUCUUUCCACUUUUCAUCUAUCUUUCACUCCAUUCUUUCUUUUUCGCGUAUCUUUAAUAAAUUUGAAUCUUUAGUAUCGCCCUUAUUGUCAUUUAUCUUCUGUCAUGUCCAAAUUAUCCAUUAAUUAUGAAUAAUUCAUAUUAAUCCAUAUUAUAUUAAUUAUAUUAUCAUAUUAAUUCGUUGGCACAUGUGAUAAAGUUUAUAACUUAGAAACAUUGGUAUUCAGUUUUUUCUGAUUGAUUUUUUUCGGCCUAUUCAAGGCUAUGAUUACUGCUUUAAACGUAAAAAAUAAAUUAUGUAAUUAACAAUACCCCUUAAGAAUAGAAUACAAUAGAAUUUGUCUAAUGUGUAACAUUAAUUAAUAAAAAUUUUAAAAUUAUGUCAUUUGUAAUUAUAAAAAAAUAUAAACACAAUAAAAUAUGGCUAAAAUCAUAGAGACUUUUUAACUUAUGUAAUUUUACAUGUGUAGGAGUUUUAUACAUUAUUUCCAUAUAUAAAAAUAAAUUUACAAUUUAGAGUUUGAACCCAGUUUUAGGAAAAUAUACUUAUUCUUUUGCACCUGUGAAUUGUCUUAGUAUACUUCAUCAUCACCAUUAUGACAUUUCAAUCUUCCCAAUAUGUACUAUACAUAGAUUCAAUGAGGUGACUCUUGGCCCAUUCCACUGCAAACUUUUUAGAUCUAUUGUGGUCCUCUAGCCCUAAAUACAUUCUCUAGCCUGAUCCGUUUUAAAAGGUCUAAUUUGCCGCACAUUUUAAAAACCGCACAUUUGCCAUGCUAUCACUUCUCUUUCUUGUAGUGCCUAUCCGUUUUGGAUGUUGGUGACCAUCACGGCAAUCUGCACUUUGCACACUGCUGCUCAAAAGAUACUUUUGAGUUUUAUUUUAUUUACUUUAUUAUAUAAUAUAUAUAUUAUGGAUAUAUUAUUUUACUUUUUGAUUUUUGUUGUUCUUAUUGUGGUUACUGUCAUUGUAAACAUACUGGCAUGUAAAAUGUGCUCUGCUGUUUGUUCUUCUAGGUGACAGAAUCUGCAUAGGUCUUCAUCUGCCAAUCCCAUUAGCUCCAACUGCCUAUUCAGCUUACAGUGCCUGUUAGCAGACGUACUAUGGCUUUGACUGUGUUCCUGUCGUUGCAUAUUAGGUCUGCCGUACAUUUUAACGAAUAUUCUGUAAUAAACUGUUUCGCCUGUCUUUGUCCUGUUCAAUUCCUCCACCAUUCCAGAGAGUUAUUUCCCCUGUUUCACUGGAGCGAGUUAGUCGCUUUUCCUCCAGUGUGUCUUCCCCUCUUUGGAUCGGAAAGUUAACAUUUCCUUUCCGGAAAAGGGUGACAUUUGUAGUUUAUGGAGCUCCUCUCGAGAUUAAAAAUCCAUUGGAAACCCCUUUAUUUAAAGCUUUGCUACCCCAGACUGUCCACGAGAUGUGUUCUGAGCUCAUGGUUACUUAUCCUUAGUCUAUUAACGCUCCUUUUGGACUCGAGACGUUCCCCAUCUUCAUCCUGUACGAAGACAGUGCAUGAGUGCGACUUAAGUAUAUCUUCCCCCUUCAAAGUCCCGAGAGAUGCAUCUGCCAAGGCCUUAGGGUUGGUAUCACCUCUUUCAGCCACCUCCCAAUAGUAUUGUAUUAUACCAUUUUUCUUUUCAAUAAUUAUAUCCUAAUCUUUGUUGUUUCCUUCAUUGGUAAAUGAAAGUCAUUAUGAUCAAUUAAAUUUUAUGAAUAAUUUUUCGCCUUGACCAAUGUCUUUUCUUUCUUCAUUUUUUAUGAUAUCUACAUCUGUAUGAAUCUGAUACUUAUAGGAUUUAAAAGUUACAAAUUUGUCUUUUAAAAAAGUUCUACAUAAUUGUGUAAUUUUAUAAUUUAUUUCUCAGUUUUUUCGUAUAUAUUGUUUUAACACUGAGACACACACAGGUUUAUGCCAUUAUUGAUAUUUAAAACUUAUUAAGAAUACUUUAUAUUUAAUUAUACGUAUUGCUUUGCCACCUUCAAAGGCCAAUGAAGCCUAUGUGAAUAUACUUCUUAUAUUCUCUAGAUUUCAGAUAUAGGUACAUGGUCGAGUAUGUGAAUUGUAUUUAUCAUUGAUACGAGACCCGUUUGGCAGUAUUGAUUAUUUACCCCUUUUUUAUUCAGUUUAUAGUUUAUUAGAUUCGCAAAUAUUUUAUUAGUUCAAAAUUAGGAAAAAUCCUUUUUAAAAAGUAUAUUUAAUUUAAAAAAAUCCCUUAAAGGGCUACAUCACAGCACCUUUUCGAACUAAAGAGUUUAUCAUCGGUGCUGUUAACAGGUUUUUACAUAUGUACUUGAGCCAAAAAAUAUAGAGGGAAAACUCUUUAAAUAUUAAAAAAAAAUAAAAACCUUAUCUUGUAAAAGGUAUAUUUAAAAUCCCUAAAAAGGGCUGUAUCACAACAAAACGUUUUCGGAAUCAAUAUUCCAUCAUCAGUGUUAUCACAGGUUAACAUGCUUUAAGCCACCAAAAUGUACGAGUAAGAACUCUUAAAUUGAUUUUAAACAGUUGGGGUUACAUUAUGUUAUCCGAUUUUAAAGGAUGUUAAAAAUAUUUCCAGAUUAACCCCUGGCAUCACAUGACAUCAACCAUAUUGGUUGAAAAAUUGUAGGUAGAACCUUACAUGGCAGAGUUUAUCUCAUACCUCAAACUGUCACCUAGGUGCCAGUUGUCACCUAAACUCUGACAUGUAAGGUUCUAACUACAAUUUUCCAACCAAUAUGGUUGAUGUCAUGUGAUGCCAGGGGUUAAUCUGGAAAUAUUUUUAACAUCCUUUAAAAUCGGAUAACAUAAUGUAACCCCAACUGUUUAAAAUCAAUUUAAGGGUUCUUACCCGUACAUUUUGGUGGCUUAAAGCAUGUAAACCUGUGAUAACACUGAUGAUGGAAUAUUGAUUCCGAAAACGUUUUGUUGUGAUACAGCCCUUUUUAGGGAUUUUAAAUAUACCUUUUACAAGAUAAGGUUUUUAUUUUUUGUGAUUUAUGGGAUACAGCCAGUACAGGAAUUUUUCCUUGUGAUAUUUUUUCUUUAAAUAUUGUGCAGUUGUAGAAAAUUUAGAUGUUUAUAUAAAAUUAAUUGUGAUGUUUAAAAUAAUCCUAGAUUUUAUAUCAGGCAACACAGAACUGGCUCACAAUACGCGGGUUGCAAGUCUAGAGGGCAGAACCGCACAUUAUGGACUGUAAAGAGCAACUGACAGCACUGAUGAUGAACUCUAUUUCGAAAACGUUUUGUGAUGUAGCCCUUUAAGAGACUUUUUAAAUUAAAUAUACAUUUUAUAAAGGAUUUUAACUAAUUUUUUGUGAUUAAUGGUAUACAGCCGACUACAGUGGAUUUUAUUAGUUGUGUUAAAAGUUGAUAUUGCUCUAUAAUUACAGCAUUUUUCUUUAUCGCUCUUUUGGUUUCAUUAUUUCUAUUUUCAACUUAUCUGGUGUAACAAAGUUACUAGUUGUGAGCCACUAAUUGCCGUAAACAUAAGCUUUAAAAACAAAGUGGGAGAGCACACGAAGAAGACUUAUACCAGAUAAAUUAUUAGUUUGAUCUUCAGGCUCAACAUUUUUCGAUACGAUCUGGUUGCUAUUCUAUUUCUUUCGCUAAACUAUGUUUAUCUUGUCAUCAGCAAUAUAGUUAAUUUUUAGUGUACAACUAACUGUAGAACUUACUUUAAAUAAUUGUGGAAAUAUUUAACUUUUAUGGUUUUGUAAUAAGAAAUAAAAUUGUAAUCCACUUUAAAAAAAAUAAUCCGAUAUAUAUUUUUUAUAUGAUCAGGUGAUGAAUAUGCCUUGUCUUAACAUUUUAAUGUACAUAUUACUUAGGAUAGAAGUGAAAUAACUAAAUUUUGUCUGACUGGUGUUGGAAAAUAGCUUAUUAUUGUUAUUAUUUGGCCUGAUGAAUAUUGAUAUCAUGUAAUUUAAAAGAGUUCGUGGCUCCGCUUUCAUAAUUUUAACAGAUUUUAAAAAGUGUUAAAACAUGGUUUAAUUCGUUUACAUGCAUUAAUAAUACUAUAUGAGGGUCAUCCGUAAAAAAAAGUUACCUGUGCCGCUGAGAAAGUGUCAUACAUCAACUCUCCUUCUCUCUUACCUCACCAGUUUCGACUCACUGCUUUUCUCAGUGUCGACUUAGCAGUCUUCGAAGAUGGAGGUCCCGGUGGGUGUUACCUCCAAUGUGAAAUUCAUGCUGUGAUACGUUUUUUAAAUGCUGUUUUUUAAAUGGAUUUCACCUAUUGACAUUCAUCGUCAGUUUAUAUCUGUUCAACAUGUUCGCAAAUGGUGUAGAGAACUCAGUGAUGAAGGCCUUCACUGAAUUCUCUACAACAUUUGCGGAUAUGUUGAACAGAUAUGCAGUCAUACCCAUAAACUUUGAUUGACUGACGAUGAAUGCAAAUAGGUGAAAUCUAUUUUGCAUGUAAAAAAGGUAUUUGCAUGCAAGGGCGGAUCCAGGACAGAUUUUCGGGAGGGGCCAUGAACUUUUUUUUGAGAGGGGUACCGGAGGGUCUGGGGAAAAUUUUUAAAAAUGAGGGUUGUAAUAGUGAGUUUUAAGGCACUUUUCACAGACUUUUGAGUGCCAUAAAGACAUUCCAAACUUAUAGUUAUUAAAGUAUUAUUAAAGUCAGGACACAUUUCUUCGGAUCUAAGUUCUUUCAACAAGUUUAAUACUAUUUUUCCAGUGCUUCACCUGUCAGGCCUUGUUCUUCCCCUCUUUCUGAUUUUCACUAAUUAUUUUUAUGUUCUCAUAAGCGUCAAUGAACUUGACAAAGUCUUCACGAAUGUUGUUAUUGUGUAUGUAUCUCACAUUUAGAGAAAACUGUUCCACGUGGGAUCCGUCGGUCAUUUUGUCAAACAUGACAGUAAUAAUUUGCACUUUGAACCUGAUUCAUUAUUUGUUCAAUUAUUUCUUCACCACAACAUGUUAUAUGUUAUCAUUGAUUUUGACUGGUGCUACUAAUGUAUGUUGCUCGGGAAGAUGCGGUGGAUAGGUGUUGUUUGAAUCUUAUCUCCUGAUGCGAUUUUAAACCUUAACAAUUCCCCUCAUUGUUAGGUCUAGCAUCUUCGUCCAGAAGCAGAAGGCUAUCAUCACGAUAGCCUCUUAGAGGAGUAUUUUGUCGACUUAAGAACACUAUAGACUCUACUAUUAGUCGUAGUCUUUCUCUAUUUUCUUGUACCUAUUUCGACCUCUGAGAGUAUAUCUGUUUAAUGACUGACUUUUGCAGGUUGCGAUAACUUUAUAGAAAAUCCAGCCCAACCUGAACGCACUCCUUGUGGUAUGAUGUUUUUUCAUGGGUUUGUAUGGCUCCCUCUUUGACGAUGAGUUUGGCUAAACAUGUUAAAGGUUUCGUGACAAGACUUUGAGCUGUCAUCCCUUUAGUGUGACCAUGUUUUUCGUUAGAAAAAUAAAACGCAAUCUUGAUAAACAAUCUCUUUUGACUGUGUGAAAGUACCAAUAAACUCCUUUGUUCUAAGUGCUGAUGACCCAAGUAAUGCUUAAUUUCUUUUCUAUGUGUAUACAGAAUAUGGAAAUUGAUACGAUUUUGAUGGCUGCCAAGGUCGUUCUAAAAAUUGGCACUUUGUAAAAUUAUCAACAUUUUGAUUUGCAAAACAUCCUAUGUCAUUCUUGAAGCUUUCGUUACUGCUUUUGUUCAAUUCUAGUCCAGACAAUAUAUUUAUCUCCUAUUUUGUAUAUAUACAUGUGUUUGGAACUAAAAGCAUGUGAACUGCAAAUAUUUAAAUUUAUAUUUUUUAAAUUCUCGGAGGGGGCCAGUGGUGGGAUAAGAGAAAGGGAGAGUUGAUAUGUAAGGCAGUGUUGUCAGAUUUCUCCCAGCCCUUCGCACUCUUUCUCAGCGUCAUUGGGAACCUUUUUUUACGAAUGCCCCUAGUAUCUAAAGUUUGUUCGCUAACCAAAUUAUUUAACGGGGCUGGAACAGCUACGUAUUAUAUAAGUUUACUGUAGACGUGGCAAACUUUUCACUAACAGGAGAUUGCCUAGUCCAAUUACUACACUGAGAUGGCUCUGCGAAUAAACCUAUGGUUUUGAUACGUUCAACCGACAUGCUGGAAAUGAUCGACAUACAAGUUGACACGAAAGUUGUAUUUAUUUUAUGUAAAUGAAGUGAACAAUGUUUAUCGGGCUAAUUUUUAUAUAAUAGCUUAUCUAGUAGUCAGAUUUGGUAUUACUUAAGGAAGUAUGUGAUUUAUAGUUAUGAUUUCAGUUAUGUAUGAGUAGGUAGUAACAGUACUUUUAUCAUUUUUGGUAGAAAAUGUAACAAAAUUCUAAGAUCAAUUACAUUAAUCUAGGCUAAUAUUUUUUAUGAACAUUAUAGGUUUUGUACAUUGUAUAGUGUAAGUAGAAGAAUAAAAGUUCUAAAUGUA
Messenger RNA from Diabrotica virgifera virgifera (western corn rootworm), 9866 nucleotides. It is a transcript of the gene cnc, whose product is annotated as segmentation protein cap'n'collar. Gene Ontology annotation, biological process: regulation of transcription by RNA polymerase II. The record is from RefSeq and is a predicted model, not a curated record. The transcript is spliced from 13 exons. Gene Ontology annotation, cellular component: nucleus. Gene Ontology annotation, molecular function: DNA-binding transcription factor activity, RNA polymerase II-specific; RNA polymerase II cis-regulatory region sequence-specific DNA binding. Lineage: Eukaryota; Metazoa; Arthropoda; Insecta; Coleoptera; Chrysomelidae. The coding region runs from base 220 to 2913 and encodes 897 amino acids.